AUGUUCUUCACAAAAUUAGAAAGUUGGUUCGGACUACAAGAAUUUGGUGCACGAAAAGACCAAGAAAAGUUCGCUGCAGUCAUCGCCUACGCAGACCCCAAAUACCUAGAACACGUACACGAUCAUGUCAACAAUCCACCCGAAACAGCCCCUUCUUCCACCUUAAAGGAAGCGAUCCUUUCAAAGUUUACGGACUCGGAAAUGGUACGUUUGGGCAGACUCGCAACUGGAAUUCAGCUCGGCGAUAGCCGACUUACCUGCCAACUGCAGCAAACAAAGGCAACCUGCGACGAAUCAGUAAUACGACGCUACUGGAUCAAACGUUUUCCUCCUCCCGUACACGCGGGAAUUGUCGGCAUGAUAGGAAGCUCACCGCAGACCAAACUCUCACAACUGGCAAAAGCAGCCGAUGCAGUUAUGGACUUCUUAAACGACGAUGCGGCUGACCACGUUUAUGCUUUUUCAAAAAACAAACAACAGCAGUCUCAUCAAGAAGAACGCGUCAUAACGCUGACCAAACGACUCGACGAUAACGACUAG
This is a messenger RNA of Drosophila ananassae, 540 nucleotides long. RefSeq lists its product as uncharacterized. The coding region runs from base 1 to 540 and encodes 179 amino acids. NCBI's taxonomy places the organism in Eukaryota, Metazoa, Arthropoda, Insecta, Diptera, Drosophilidae. The transcript has a single exon. The record is from RefSeq and is a predicted model, not a curated record.